UCCCAGCUUCCGGGGUAAACGGAAUACGGCAUAAAUGAGCAGUCAGUCUUAUUAUUUGUUCUCUAGUUUGAAAUAUUUACGUCGUAUAAAAUACAUCUUUGAUUCUUUAUUUAAGGAUAAAAUCGUCUCGAUGCGCUAGAAGCACUGUGCCGCUUCCCUGCUAUCUUUGCUUGUUAGUUAGCUUAGCUCGCUAGUUAGCUUAGCUUGUUAGCUGCUAACAGAAGACACAGAAGUUAUCAACACAUCGCUAAGUAGAGAUCAAGUGUGAGAGUAAAGUGUUGUGAUUGUGUGAAAAUGUCUACAUUACAAAUGUUGAGAGCGUUGGUGGAUCUGCGACUAACUGCUGCCGCUGAAGAAAUAUUUGUAGUGUUAGAAAGAACGAUAGCAGAAUACGAGGCGGAACUUUCUAGAACAAAAGAGGAGAAUAAUCAACUACUGGACGCUGUUUUCAAGAAACAUCGAGUUGUGUUACACAGAACAGACGUCGAUGAUGAGCAGGAGGAAGAACCACCACUCUUCUGCAUAAACAAUGAAGAGGAGGUACCACAUCCCCCAAACAUUAACAAUGAAGAGGAGGUACCACAGCCCCAAUAUAUUAAAGAAGAAGAAGAGGAACACAACAUCAGUCAGGAGGGCGAGCAUAUUGAAGGACUGGUGGGGUUCCCAGUGACUGGUGUCCCUGUGAAGAGUGAAGACGAUGAGGUCGAAGGUGAAAGUGAGGAGAAGAGAGAGGCGGAGCCUCCAAGCAGCAGCUCAACACAACACAUGACAACAGAAGCUGAUGGAGACCACUGUGGAGGAUCACAAGCAGACCAGCUCGUAGCUCCACUAUCAGAUAGUGAGGACACAAUGUCACACUCUCCUGACACUGAUGAUGAAGACUCUACAGAUGAUAAGACAUGGGACCCUGACAACACUCACUUGAAAUGUUCUCACUGUGACAAAAGUUUUGGCCUCAAAAAGUCUCUAAAUAGACACAUGAAAAAUCACACUGGAGAGAAACCAUUUCUGUGCUUGGCGUGUAAUCAAGUAUUCAGCAUAAAAGCAGACCUGAUAAAACACGCAAGAAUACACACUCAAGAGAAACCUUUUUGUUGUUCAGUGUGUGACGAAUCUUUCACACGGAGUGAAAGUUUGAAAAGACACAUGAGAAGACACCCUGGAGUGAAACGAUUUUUCUGUUCGGUGUGUGGGGCAGGUUUCGUUAAAAAGGACAGUUUGAAUAAACAUAUGACAACACACACGGGAGAAAAACCGUUUCCCUGCGCAACCUGUGGCAUGUGUUUUUCAAGGAAGGACCGAUUGAAAGAGCACACAAGAAGACACACCGGAGAAAAACCUUUUCCCUGCUCAAUCUGUGGUUUAUGUUUUUUCAGGAGGGACCGAUUGAAAGAGCACACAAGAACGCACACUGGAGAAAAACCUUUUUCCUGUUCUGUGUGUAAUUCAAAUUUUGGCCGAGGUGAUUAUUUGAAAAACCACAUGAGAAUGCACACUGGAGAAAAACCUUUCUCCUGUACAACCUGUGGUUUAUGUUUUACAAGGAAGAGCAGUUUGAAUCAUCACACGAGAAUACACACUGGGGGGAAAGUGUUGAGUUGCAGUGUGUGUGAUAAAAAAUUCUCUCAUGAGUACCAACUCAGCAAACACAAGUGUGCUGGUGAGAACAGCGGCAGUAAAAUAGAAAAGCGCUCCGCAGACCUCCACCAGGAUCCGGAUGUUGAUCAGGACCAACACCGAAAUAUCUCGACCUCCCGCUUGGACACGGACCUUCUUCGCCCCGCUAUAGCGCCCCGACUUCCUGCCUGCUCACGGACCUCCGAGCUCUGCCUUGUCCCUCCUGAUCUUCCGCCUCUCGCUCAACACUACCGGUCACACUCAACAGCUAAUCUCCACACAUAGUCACACACCAUACACACUUUGGAUCUAGUCACACUCCAUUCUCUCGUUCAUUUUGAUUAUUGCUUGUUAUUAUAUACGUAUAUAGUCUGUGUAUAUAUAUAUAUAUAAUACAUCAUAGAGUUAAAUACUACGCCCCCUUGUGGUCUGUGCCGUAUACUCCCCCGUACACAACACUUUUGUACGAUAGACAUUUUUGUUUGUACUAGCAAUUUUAAACCAGCGCUGUAUCCUUUGCAUGUGACCUUGUAGAAUAAGAUAUCUGUUUUUCAUGAAUAAUGCUCUGAAUCUUUGAGACAGCACACCUGUUCCAAGUUGCCAGUCAGGCUUCUUUUUAUGCCAGCCCCGCCCUUUUGUCAGUGCUGGAUCAUUGCUUGCCCUUGCUUAGUGAUCGUUGUUUCGCUUGUGCUUGUAAUGGCAAGUUUCCUAUACACUUCCCAGCUGCACUAUUUCUACCUUGUUUUUAAGUAUUGACUUUGUUGACGUAAAGUAAAGUGAACCACCGCACGUAACCAUAACAAUGUACAGUAUUAACCUUAGAGACUGGACUUCUACGGUAUCUCCUUCCAGCUGUUUCUUUGUCAUACACACCAUCAGCAGCUUGUACAUACUUUCAUGGAUACGUGUUUGCCUUUUAGACGUUGUUUUAACAUUAUCUGCUAUGUCAGGACAAUAAAACUUGUAAUGUUGUGUUCGUAAGUCUUGAGUAAGAUGAUAAAAGUGAUAUUAGACAAUCAGACACUGUUAUUAUGCUAAUAGGCUAUGUUAUUCUUAAAUGAUCUAUUAAAUUUAAUUUCAUGGCAAGCAUAUAUAUAUAUAUACAUACUAGGGGUGUGGGAAACAAUCGAUUCGAAUUCGAAUCGCGAUUCUCACGCUGUGCGAUUCAGAAUCGAUUCUCAUUUUUAAAAAAUCGAUUGUUUUAUUUUUUAUUAUUUAUAAUUUUUAUUUUAUUUUAUUUUAUUUUUUAA
Messenger RNA from Entelurus aequoreus (snake pipefish), 2867 nucleotides. RefSeq names its product zinc finger protein 260-like. The coding region runs from base 295 to 1902 and encodes 535 amino acids. NCBI's taxonomy places the organism in Eukaryota, Metazoa, Chordata, Actinopteri, Syngnathiformes, Syngnathidae. The record is from RefSeq and is a predicted model, not a curated record. Gene Ontology annotation, molecular function: RNA polymerase II cis-regulatory region sequence-specific DNA binding; DNA-binding transcription factor activity, RNA polymerase II-specific. The transcript is spliced from 3 exons. Gene Ontology annotation, biological process: regulation of transcription by RNA polymerase II. Gene Ontology annotation, cellular component: nucleus.